AUGAAGCUCCUUGUUACCACCAGUCUCCCCUCCUUUCCUUCUGAGCCCAACUUGUCUGCAUACAUACACGCUUGUGAUGCUACAUCCGACCUUUCCAUUCCACUGGCCAGUCCAGAGACUGUGGAUGUUUGGAUAUGCGAUGGUCCAGAAGCUACCAGUGAUCUGUUGAAUCUCUGGCUGAACCAAGCUUCCCACAUUCCCAAGUCCAUGCUGGUCAGAGACACAGGAAGCAUUGGCCGUCUUCAAGAAUAUGCCAAUGGCCGCGUGGCUGAGAUAAAAGAAUUCCCAGAGCAAAAGGGUACUGCAACAGAAUGGGAGGAGUCAAUACUUCGAGAGGCAGAACUGCUCUACGCGAGUGCUCGCGCCAAUGCUGGGGUCCACAGGCCGAAUAGCAUAAAGGAACACGACAGCAAGAAGUCUAUCCUGCUCGUUGGAGCCGGCAUUGUGAACUUGAUUACUUCACUGUUUCUGGUUUCACGUGGAUAUCGAGUACGCAUCGUAGAUGCCGGUCCGAAUCCUCGCCUUUGCAAGGACUGGACACGACUCGGCGUUACCAAUGGUGGUGGCAACGCCCGCAUGUUUACUCAAACCGAGGCCGACAACUACAACGAGAAGGGUAGCAAGCUCUAUCAGAACAUGCAGUCCAUCUUCCGCAAGACUGCCCGCAAUGGCGGAUGGAGCGUAAAGCCACCCAAAGACUUUACUGCUGCGGAACUUAGUUGGGUGAACACCUUUGAGCAGGUUCCAGCUUGGAUGGCAUUAGCCUUCAGAGAGAACAUACAUCACAUCAACCAAGAAGCCGGCAAGCUGUGGAACGAACUCAUUGAGACAACUCCACAGCUUUUUCAAGAUGUCGAAUUUCGCAAGGACAUCCUCCGCCUGUACGUGGAGCCGAUUGCUCUGGAAGCAGCAAUCAACUUACACAACAAACUGGGUGCCAUGGUCCAUGCCACCACUCCAGAGGAGUUUCUUCUUGCAAACCCCGGCUUCCGCUCCGCAGCCGAGUCGGACCACCUCGCUGGAGGCAUCACUGUGGACGGAUUUACAGUCAAUAUCCACCCCUUUAUGGCAAAAUUGAUCGACCACAUCACGGCGCUGGGCGGGGAGUUCGUCUGGGAUUGUGAGGUGCAGAGCAUCGAGCGAAAUGCUGUGGGCGAAGUGACCACGGUAGAGUCAGAGCUUGGCCCUCUGGAGGCGGACCACGUUGUGGUAAAUGCCGGAGUGACCGGCAAUGCCUUGCUCGCUGGAAGUGCGUCCGAGAACCUCAUCCAAGGUGUGCUCGGCAUCUGGUUGCAGAUUCCCAACCUGCACCCGCAGUUGCAACAUUCCAUGAAGAUCCACCGCCGGCAUCACCUUGUAGAGGACAUCAAUGUCACCGUUGCCAAAGACGUGCAGACAGGGGAAGACAUCCUGAUGUUUGGAGGUGGGUACGGCUUCGUUGGGCUAGAUCGUCCCGCCCAUGACUCCCCAGAGCUCAGAGCCUUGUUCGACGAGCUCGAGAAAGUGGCAAGCAUUUACUUCCCACAGGGAUAUGCGGCAGCCAAGGAGCGUGGCAGUUUGUACCCAGGCGGAAACCGCAAGUUUUGCGUCCGGCCAUUCACAGCUACUGGGCUGGGGGUUUUCGAAAGAAUCCCUACUGCAAGGGGCGGUCAGCUCAUCAUCACCGGUGGCAACAACACCGGCGGUUUUGCGCAGGCACCCGCUAUCGCUCGGGCUGUGUGGCGAUCAUUGGUCGGCGAGCAUGACCCCAUGCAUGUGCUCUUCCACCCCGAUCGCGGCAGGCUUCCCGUUGCUAAGAGGUACAAGUCUCGAUUCCCUGAGCCGCUGUCCCUGCGCGGACUGGAAGCUCGGCAGCCGAUGAGGGUGCUCGUACUCUGCUCAGACGGCCCUCAGCACAGCUACCUCCGAUACCGUCUCGACCAGGCUUUUCCAGGAUACCGUUGCAUCUUGGAGACAAACCAAGGCCAGAUCCGCCAGUUGGUGGAAAAACGUCGCUUCGUCGACGCAUGCUACAUGAAGUAUCACGGCCUGCGACGCCAUUAUUCUGGACAUGACCAGCAGCGCAAGGCUUACUUCGACCGCUUGGUCCCCCGGGAUCACGUCUUCACGUCCCCAGACCUCACGGUGGACAGCGUCAACUGCCGCGAGGUGUGGGAUGCGGUGGAACAGUGGAAGCCUGAGCUGACGAUCGUUUCGGGCACUAAAUUCAUCGGUCGGAAACUGAACGAGCGCGGCGGCUUGAUGAUCAACCUUCACAUCGGACAUCUGCCGGAGUACAAGGGGAACCACUGCAUCUUCUUUGCGCUUUACGAUGGGGCAUUGGACAAGGUGUCGGCGACUUUACACCAGCUAACACCGCAUCUGGACGGGGGCGAUGUGCUGGAUACUGUUUCUCCCCCAAUCCUGCCAGGGGACAGUGAGGAGACGCUGUAUGCACGAAGUGUUCACAUGGCAAUCGACCGGUGCAUAAAACAUGUGGAGCAGUUUUCGCUGGGUAAGAGACUGGAGCUUACGCCCCAGACCGCCGCGGGGAGAACGUUUCGGCAUAGGGACCGUACGCCUGUCAAGGAGCUGCUGUUGUGGUGGAAAAUGAAUGUGGGAGGGUUGCUUUGGGAUCAGAAUACUACCAAUAAGGCAAAGGUGGAGUAA
Messenger RNA from Trichoderma citrinoviride, 2649 nucleotides. RefSeq names its product nucleotide-binding domain-containing protein. Gene Ontology annotation, biological process: biosynthetic process. The transcript has a single exon. Gene Ontology annotation, cellular component: cytoplasm. The record is from RefSeq and is a predicted model, not a curated record. Bases 1 to 2649 code for a protein of 882 amino acids. NCBI's taxonomy places the organism in Eukaryota, Fungi, Ascomycota, Sordariomycetes, Hypocreales, Hypocreaceae. Gene Ontology annotation, molecular function: oxidoreductase activity.